UCUAGUGGCGGGCGGCCGCGUAGCGUUCUGUGGCGUGUGUAUGGGUGUGUGAGUGCGAGUGUGCGUGCCGGAGACCGACUAGGCCUUUGGCUGAGCCUCCGUGCAAUGGCUGGUCAGUGAAAGGGACGCGGCCAUGACGGGCAUCGAGACUGCGGCGCCGGGCGGCGUGGCCGGUUAUGGCCAGCCGCGUACAUACGACCCAUCCUUUCACGGCCCUGUCAAGAAACGCUCGUGCACGGACAUCUUGUGCGCCAUCCUCUUCUUCGUGUUCCUUGUGGGCUGGGCGCUGGUGGCGGCGUACGCCAUCUUCUACGGCGAUCCCGAGAUCCUCGUGUUCCCCACCGACUCUGACGGGCGUAAAUGCGGCCGCGACGCGGAGGUGGCCGACCGGCCGUUCCUUCUGUACUUCGACAUCAGCCAGUGCUCGUCGCCGCUGGUGCUGAUCGCGGGCUGCCCGACGCCGCAGGUGUGCGUGGCCCGCUGCCCGCAGGAGAGCGUGCUGGCGCUGCCGUACGCGCUGGACGAGCGGCUGUGCACGCCGGAGGCGCGGCGCCGGCUCACCUGCCGGCCCGGCGUGGACGCCACCGACACGCGGCGCUCGUGUCGAAGCCUGCUGCGCGACACAGACGAUUGCGCGCCCUACACGCUGCGCAGCGCGACCGUGCUCGGCCGCUGCGUGCCCAACCUCGGCCUGACCGACGUGUCGGACGGCAAGGUGACGGACGCCGACGGCCGGCAGAUGGACGUGACGGUGGAGUCGGUGUACAAGGGCGCCGAGCGGAUGGGCGUCUUCGUCAGCCUCAAAGGAUUCGGUACGGAGGCGUUCAGCGACUACCGCAGCUCGUGGUGGGUGAUCGUCAUCGCCCUCGUCGCCUGCAUGCUGAUCUCGCUGCUGUGGAUCCUGCUGAUGCGCUACGUGGCCGGCUUCAUGAUCUGGACGGCUCUGCUGGGCACGCUCGCCGCCCUCGUGUGCGGCUGCGUGUACACCUUCAUUCGCUACCGGCAGCUGUCCGGUGUGCCGGGCAGUGACGCCAAAAUAAACCCGCUCGAUGCCUUCACCAAGGGCUUCGACUCGUUCCUGCAGCUGCGGCAGACGUGGCUUAUCUUCUUCAUCGUGCUGUGCGUGCUGUGCGUGAUUCUGCUGCUGGUGGUGCUGAUCCUCUGCAAGCGGCUGCGCGUGGCCAUCGAGGUCAUUGACCAGGCGAGCCGUGCCGUGACGUCGACGCUGUCGACGCUGGCGUUCCCGCUGCUGCCCUGGCUGCUGCAGCUGUGCGCUGUGGCGCUCUUCACCACGCUGGCGCUGUACAUCGCCUCCAUGGGCCGCGCGCGCUACCUGGUGUCCAACUUGCCGGCCCGCUGUCGCAACACCUGCGCAGGUUAUAGCUUCAACGCCACCUGCGAGCCGGACACGUUCGAGAGCACGUGCCGCGUGCAGUGCCCGGAGGCCGAAUGCCGCUUCGUGCAGUACGAGAAGUUUCAGGUGAUCCCGUACCUACACGCCUACAAUAUCUUCGCUCUGUUCUGGACGUUGUUCUUCCUGUCGGCGUUCGGGGAAAUGGUGCUGGCCGGCACGUUCUCCUCCUGGUAUUGGACGUUCGACAAGUCGAAGGACCUGCCCAAGACGCCGCUGAUGGACAGCACGUCCCGCACUUUUCGGUACCACAUGGGUACCCUCGCAUUCGGCUCACUCAUCAUAGCCAUCAUCCGCGUCAUUCGGGUGACCCUGGAGUACAUCUACAAGAAGUGCAAGCGGCACCCGGGCAGCAGCGUGGCGCGCGCCGUCCUCUGCUGCUGUCGCUGCUGCAUGUGGUGCCUGGAAAAGUUCAUGCGAUUCAUAAACCGCAACGCCUACAUCAUGACGGCGACGUACGGAACCAACUUCUGCUCGUCAGCCAAGGACGCGUUUCUGCUGAUCAUGAGGAACGUGUUGCGUGUGGCGGCGGUGGAUGCUGUCUGUGACUUUCUUCUCUUCCUCGGCAAGGCGGUUAUCACCGUAGGGAUCACUGUAGCGUCGUUCUUUUUCCUGGACCAUCGCAUUCCGAUCCGGGGUCUGGACAAGUUCGUGCCGAACACGCACUACAGCUGGCUGCCCAUCGUGACGAUUGCUAUCGGAUGCUUCUUCAUCAGCAGUCUCUUCUUCAGCGUGUACAACAUGGCCGUAGACACGCUGUUCCUGUGCUUCCUGGAGGACCUGGAGCGCAACGAUGGCACUGAGGAGAAACCGUACUUCAUGUCCAAGGACAUGAUGAAGAUAUUGGGAAAGCGGAAUAAGCGUAUCAAGGCGGACUAGCCUGGUCAGUGUGGUGUUUAGCCUAGACGUGGGAGCGAUCUCCGAUAUAGCCUGGACGUGGGGACAGGCUCCGGAGUGCAGUGCGGGGAUUUGAUACCAUGGAAAGAAGAGAUGCAGUACACCUUUUGUAUGGCCGUUAUUGUUCGAUGUUUGUGGUGUGUCAAGGCAGCAGAUUGCGCGCACACUUGUGUGUGUAACGGCAACAGAUUGCGGGCACACUUUUCGUGGAAUGCGAACUUUGCAUUGCUCACCGUUUGAAUGAGGCUUGUCAUAAAAACAUUGCUUUUUGUUUUUGGUUGGGUUGCUGCUACAUCUCAUCAUUGCCACACACAUAGGCUGCUUUCCUCCGACGAUCAAGCCCCAGACGCUCUUUCCGCCAGAGCAUUUUUGCCCUGGAUUGGAUGGGGAGAGACUACACAUGGAAACACUUUUGUUGUUACAACGGAGACCAUCCCUUCGCGCGGACGCGUCGGUCGCUGUGUGCAUUGUCUGAACAGAUGCCCGCGUAGCAUGACAGCUGGGUAAGCAAAGCUGCCCGUAAGCCCAACUCCGCCAACACUGCUUCGUGAUUGAAUUCGAUGGAAACGACGUGUCUUGUUCGUUCAGAGAAAUGUUUUACAUUUAAGGCCAUCAAAACAAGCGUUAGAUGUUAUUAAGCAAGCUCACUUCUAAGUAUUGGUAUAUGUUAUAACUGGAAAGGACUGCUCUAGACAGUAUGAUUCUCCGUUUAGUGAAUAUGCCAGUGAAUAUGCUCAAUGCGUCAUGGUAGGAUUACGUCAUCGUACCGUGACAACAUUGAGAGCCAGUUGACGA
Molecule: messenger RNA, 3103 nt
Organism: Pollicipes pollicipes
Lineage: Eukaryota; Metazoa; Arthropoda; Thecostraca; Pollicipedomorpha; Pollicipedidae
Product: choline transporter-like 2
Exons: 2
Coding region: 134-2290 (718 amino acids)
Biological process (GO): transmembrane transport
Cellular component (GO): membrane
Molecular function (GO): transmembrane transporter activity
Source: RefSeq, a predicted model, not a curated record